AUGGGCUGUGAAGACACCGUCACCGUGGAGGUGUGCGACGAGGACGACUUCAGGGACGGCGAGCUGCGGGAGGUCGUGGUGGCCGGUUACCCCCUGCUGCUGGGGAGCCGGACCCGGUUCAGCGCCCGGGGCAGCCGGUGCCCGCACUGCGGCGCGCCGCUCUGGGGAGGUGUCUUGAGGGGCAACAGGCUGCGCUGCCCCUGCUACGGCUCCUGCUUCGACAUCCAUACGGGAGAUAUUGAGGAGUAUCCCGGCCUGGACUGCCUUCAGUGCUACCAGGUAACCGUGGAGAACGGAAAGGUGUUUGUCACAGCACGAAUAAAGGAUCUCGAAUGCAGCGUGAGGGUGAAGGAGGCAAGCGGGCGAUGCCUUCUCAACACGGAGACGGUGCUGCUCCUGGGCGGAGGGGUGGCUGCGCUGAUCUGUGCCGAAACCCUUCGCCAGGAGGGCUUCACCGGCAGGAUCAUCAUGGCCACCAGAGAGAAACACCUCCCAUACGACAGGUCUAAACUGAGCAAGGAAAUGAACUUGAAGCCUGAGGACAUGUACCUGAGGACAGCUGAAUUCCUUGAUGCUCGCUGCAUAGAGCACUGGGCAGAAAGAGAGGCCGUGUCCGUGGACGUGCAGAGGCAGAAGGUCCGCUUCAAGGAUGGGUCCUCCCAGAAGUACAGCCACCUGCUCAUUGCCACGGGCAGCCACCCCCACUCUCUUGAAAAGCCAGGUGCAGACCUGCAGAACAUAUGUCUUCUCCAAACGCCAGAAGACUCUAAGAAGAUCUUAGAGCUAUCAACUGGCAGGAAUCUGGUGAUCAUAGGAGCUUCGUUCAUAGGAAUGGAGAUAGCUGCCUUCCUCGCAGACAAGGCUGCAGCCGUCUCCGUGGUGGAGAAAAAGGAAUUCCCUUUCCAGAGUGUGCUGGGUCCUCAGGUUGGAGGCGUCGCCAUGAAGAUGCUGCAAAAUGUAGGAGUGAAGUUUUACAUGAAGGAAGAACUCUCCGAGCUGAAAGGAGAAUAUGGAAAGGUCACAGAGGUUGUUCUGCAGAGUGGAAUAAAAAUACCUGCAGAUGUGGUGGUGGUUGGAACAGGGGUGUCUCCCAACUCGGAAUUCCUGAAGGGCACCCCCAUUGCCAGGGAUAAGAGCGGGGCCAUCCUGGUGGAUCUGCGCAUGCAGACCAACAUCCCGAAUGUCUACGCCGCGGGGGACGUGGCUGCCUUCCCCGUCGCUCUGCUCAAGGGGAAGCCCUCCAGCAUCCAGCACCAACAAGUGGCCGAGGCCCACGGUCACAUUGCUGCCUUCAACAUGCUGAAGGAAUGGAAGGAAUUGCACACUGUCCCCUUCUUCUGGACUACGAUGCUCGGGGAAAGCAUCCGCUACGCAGGCUACGGGAAGGGCUACACAGAGACCGUCGUGAAGGGCAGCCUGGAGGAUCUGAGGUUCCUGGUCUUUUACAUCAAAGACGGCUACGUGGUAGCCGCUGCCAGCCUCAACUGCGACCCCAUGGUGCCUCUGAUCGCUGAAGUUUUAUGGUCAGGGAGACAAAUCUCUAAAGAAGAAGCAGAGGCCUGUGAUAUCAACAGCAUUCCCUGGCUGGCACCUACCUGA
Tinamus guttatus (white-throated tinamou) is the source of this 1599-nucleotide messenger RNA. The record is from RefSeq and is a predicted model, not a curated record. NCBI's taxonomy places the organism in Eukaryota, Metazoa, Chordata, Aves, Tinamiformes, Tinamidae.